AUGGCGCUGGACUCACCUUCUGCUAUCACAGCGUUGCAGACAGCAAUUGCUCGUCUUGAAUGGUUGUCGACUGUACUAGCUACAAGAAACGCCGCUGCAGCCGAGCCAGACAGGAAGAGCACCAGCCUGCUGAUCGCAUGGCCACUCUCGCUGACUGAGGACUAUGUGUCGAUGCUCCGUCAAGACCAGCCGCAUGCGCUCGUGAUUCUGGCAUAUUAUUGUGCGCUGCUGGACGAACGAAGAAAAUCAUGGAUGCUAGGUGAGGCUCCACGUUUCUUGGUCUACGCAAUAUCAGGACAUCUGGGUGACACGUGGGCAGGUCUGGUCGAGCCGGUCCUGCAGCUUAUUGCGAGGUAG
Cyphellophora europaea CBS 101466 is the source of this 357-nucleotide messenger RNA. RefSeq lists its product as uncharacterized. Bases 1 to 357 code for a protein of 118 amino acids. Gene Ontology annotation, biological process: regulation of transcription by RNA polymerase II. The transcript has a single exon. Gene Ontology annotation, molecular function: DNA-binding transcription activator activity, RNA polymerase II-specific. The record is from RefSeq and is a predicted model, not a curated record. Lineage: Eukaryota; Fungi; Ascomycota; Eurotiomycetes; Chaetothyriales; Cyphellophoraceae.